Molecule: messenger RNA, 2505 nt
Organism: Marmota flaviventris (yellow-bellied marmot)
Lineage: Eukaryota; Metazoa; Chordata; Mammalia; Rodentia; Sciuridae
Source: RefSeq, a predicted model, not a curated record
AUGCACACCUUGAACACUCAGAAGAGUUGCAGUCCGGGGCCCGCCGGGGCUGCGGGGAGGCUCCCUGCUGCCUCCCAGGGUUUCGGAAGUCAGAACUCGCACCUGCAGCCCCCGAGCCGACCUAGCGCGGGAAUUUCGAGGGGCGCCGGGGAGGACUGCAGUGUUCAAGAGGAGCCAGCCGCCCGCCCAGGUGUGGGGGAGGCGGCGCCGGGCCUGCCCGCGGACCUGAGAGCCGAGGGCGCGCCGCUCGCGGGGGCUGGGGGCGCGAGGGGAGGUGCCGCGAGGUGGUUCUCGGCUGCUCCUCAGGUUUCCUCUCCCGCCCGUCGGCCGGCUGCUGGCUGCCGCGCCGCCUCCCUCCCUAGCUCCCUCCCCUCCGCAGCUGGGCCCACUCUGCGGCCUCGGCCCGCCUCGCCCCCGCCCCGGCCUCCUCCCGCUUUCUCUCUCCGCUUCCCCUCGAGCUUCCGAGGAGUCCGCAGCCGCGGGGCGCCCGGGAAGAUGGCGGCGGCGGCGGCUGGAGACGGCGGCGGCGAGGGGGGCGCGGGCCUGGGCUGCGCGGCGGGGCCGGGGGCAAGCGAGGGCUCCGUGGACCCCGUGCCCGCGGGGCUGCACCCGGAGGAGGUCGCCGCGAGGCUGCAGCGGAUGCGGCGGGAGCUGAGCAACCGCAGGAAGAUCUUGGUGAAAAACCUGCCCCAGGACAGCAGCUGCCAGGAAGUUCAUGAUUUGUUAAAAGAUUAUGAGUUAAAGUACUGUUACGUGGACAGAAAUAAACGAACAGCUUUUGUUACCUUAUUGAAUGGAGAACAAGCCCAGAGUGCAAUUCAGAUGUUUCAUCAAUAUUCUUUUCGAGGCAAAGACUUGAUAGUUCAACUCCAGCCCACCGAUGCUUUGCUGUGUAUUACCAAUCUGCCCAUUUCUUUCACGUUAGAAGAGUUUGAAGAACUUGUUCGUACUUACGGAAAUAUUGAGAGAUGUUUUCUGGUCUACAGUGAAGUUACUGGCCAUUCCAAAGGCUAUGGAUUUGUGGAAUACAUGAAAAAGGACUUUGCUGCAAAGGCUAGAUUGGAACUAUUGGGUAAACAGUUGGGAGCAUCAGCACUCUUUGCACAAUGGAUGGAUGUUAAUCUAUUGGCCUCAGAGCUCAUUCAUUCUAAGUGCCUUUGUAUAGAUAAACUCCCUAGUGACUACAGGGAUUCAGAAGAGCUAUUGCAAUUUUUUUCCAGUAUCCACAAGCCUGUGUUUUGCCAGCUUGCACAGGAUGAAGGUAGUUACGUUGGUGGCUUUGCAGUGGUUGAGUAUCACACUGCAGAGCAUGCUGAAGAGGUUCAGCAAGCAGCAGAUGGCAUGACCGUCAAGGGAAGCAAAGUCCAGGUUUCCUUCUGUGCCCCAGGAGCGCCUGGACGAAGUACAUUAGCAGCAUUGAUAGCGGCUCAACGUGUGAUGCACAGUAAUCAAAAGGGAUUACUUCCAGAACCAAAUCCAGUACAAAUUAUGAAAAGUUUAAACAACCCCGCCAUGUUGCAAGUUCUUCUACAACCCCAGCUACAACGAGCUGUCAAACCAGCAGUGCUUGGAACCCCUCACAGCUUGCCUCAUCUGAUGAACUCACCCAUCUCCCCUGCAUUUCUACACUUGAAUAAAGCACACCAGAAUCUUUCUCAUGUACCCCUGACACAGCAACAGUUAAUGAAGUCUGAGACUAUCCAUACUAAUAAUAAACCUGGCUUACUUGGAGAACCCCCAGCUAUGGUACUUCAAACUGCACUUGGAAUAGGAGCAGCGCUUCCCUUGAAAACGGAGUUGGGACAUCAUGGAGAAGCCCAUAAAACAUCUAAUCUGAUGCCAACUCAAACAACCAUCACAGCUGGAAUGGGCAUGUUGCCUUUCUUCCCAAAUCAGCACACUGUUGGACAAGCUGGGUCAGGGUUGGGGAAUACUCAGGAGAAACAGACCGCUUCCAUGGGAAUAGCAGAAGGAAAUUUCUCAGGGUCACAGCCUUACCUUCAGAGCUUUCCAAAUCUUGCUGUUGGAGGCUUGCUGACGGGACACCAUAAGCAGCAGCAGAGUCAGCCAAAAGGCCCGGAGGUGAGCUCGGGGCCAGGACACAGGCGUGCUGCCUCUAAGAAUCAGACUUCACUCUUGGGAGAACCACCAAAAGAAAUCAGACUCAGUAAAAAUCCGUAUUUGAAUCUGGCAAGUGUGUUGCCCAGUAUGUGCUUAUCAUCUGCUGCAAGUAAAACCACUCUACAUAAGACUGGAAUUUCAAGCAACAUUCUGGAUGCAAUCUCUCAGGGAAAUGAAUCGCAGCAUACAUUGGAGAAGUGCAUUGCUUAUUCUCCGCCCUUUGGUGAUUAUGCACAGGUGUCCUCUUUAAGAAAUGAAAAGCGAGGCUCAUCCUAUCUCAUCUCUGCUCCAGAAGGUGGCGCAGUAGAAUUAGUUGACCAGCAUUCUCAGGGCACAGGAGCAUACUACAUGGAAACCUACUUAAAAAAGAAGCGAGUAUACUAA